This is a messenger RNA of Theileria orientalis strain Shintoku, 1767 nucleotides long. RefSeq lists its product as uncharacterized. Bases 1 to 1767 code for a protein of 588 amino acids. Gene Ontology annotation, molecular function: protein binding; Rab geranylgeranyltransferase activity. The transcript has 9 exons. Gene Ontology annotation, cellular component: Rab-protein geranylgeranyltransferase complex; cytoplasm. NCBI's taxonomy places the organism in Eukaryota, Apicomplexa, Aconoidasida, Piroplasmida, Theileriidae. Gene Ontology annotation, biological process: protein geranylgeranylation. The record is from RefSeq and is a predicted model, not a curated record.
AUGCACGGAAUUCGGCGGGAAGAUUUUUACAAAAACCCUGAAGAAGGUGAAGCCUUCAAGUCUAAACUUGAAAAGGGAUACAAACUUCUCGACGCCUUUGUAGAUUAUUGUUCGAAGAUGGACACCAAUAAAUUUAUUGACUCCUUUCUCAAACACGUUUCUGAUUCUGACGGCAAAAUGUUUCAACUCUCGUCUGCCAUAAUAGAAUUCAUGCCAGAGUUUACACCUUCCUGGAAUUACAGAAAAAAAUACAUCGUGAUAUCGAAAUCAGCGGAUAAAAAUGCUUUAGUGGACUCAUUGAUGGGUGAGAGGCAACUAACGGAGAAAAGUUUAAAGGCCAAUCCGAAGAGCUACUCAAUAUGGCAUCACCGUCUUUGGACGAUGAGUUUCCUUUUCAUACUAAAAGUUGAAAAUAUAUCUGAAAUGUUGCUGGAGGAAUAUAAAUUGUGUUUUAAAUUAUUUCAAUUUGACGGGAGGAACUUUCAUUGCUGGAGCUACUUUAACUACAUAACACACUAUUUCAAGUUGUUGAAUACCGGCACUGACCUGGACAAAAUGGUCUACGAAGACAUUUUAAAUUUAAUCAACGAAAACUUUUCUAAUUACUCGGCCUGGUAUAGUAAAUCUAAUUUGCCCUCCGCAAACACUUCAACAAAGGACGACCUAGAGCUCGUUAAACAGGUGCUGUACACUGAGCCGAAAGACCAAUCUUUAUGGAACUACUACAAUUGGCUAUUUCUAGUUUAUACCUGUUAUUUGGAUGAAAAAAAGCAAAUCAAUUUGUUUUUUAACUCUCCAGUAAGGCUGGAGUCAGGUACAAGUGGUUUUUAUAGUAAAGGUAAAGUGGAUGAAUUUAAUAAAUUUUUAGACAAAGGAAAAGUUAAAGGAAACUGGAUAAAAUCUAACUUGAGAUAUGGACUUGCGUAUAUUUGGACAUUUGAAUUUGAAUCAGACCAAGAAAUAGACAGGCUAUCUAAAGUUGAGUUGAUAGUUUUGUUGAACAACCGAACAAGCCAACGAUUUUAUUCAAAUUUGUUGAGCAAGCCAAUUUAUGCUAAUUAUAAAGGAGAGUCAACCAAUUCUCUCGAGAAUUAUGAACGUUUAUUUGAGGAUGAUCAAUUAAAGUUGGUCUAUUCCGCUACCCAUAAGCACCAAUUUGAUUUGGAAAGCUUUGAAGUGUUUGAAAGAGACUGUAGUAAAAACUGGGUUGAAACUAACAAGUAUGAAAAGCCAGUUAAACUGAGAAAUGAACUUGUAUGUCUUGGAGACAACAUCACUUUUAAGACCCUGGAGGAACAAUUGGAAGUUGUUGAUGAACUGAUAUCGUUUGACGGUGAAUCGAAGUAUUUACUAAUUGCAAAGCUUAAAUUGCUGGAGUAUUUGGAAAGGGACGAGGACUCAGAGUUACUGUUUGAAAAAUUGGCUGUUCUGGAUCCCCUGAGGAAACGCUACUACUACGAAAUGUUAACAAAGUACAAGGCCAGCUCAAUUUCCAACAUUGGGUCCUUUUUAUUGCUUCUGGAAACACUCGACUUGUCAGACAACAGGUUAAAGAGUCUCACAGAGGUUGUUAAACUACUACGUGGUCUACCUCGACUAAAAAGUGAAAUCAAUUUAUCGAACACCCCUAUAUGCUCCGAUUUAGCUUCAAAAGGCUUAGAAGGAAGGUCAGAAAGUAGUGUUGUGUUCGGAUGCUACCUUGCAAAGAUGGGUUUUAAUGAGCAUAGUCAGACAUAUGAUUUGCAUUUGUACAAAAUUGAGAAGUAA